GCAAAACUGUGAGACGAAAGUGACGAAACAUUUAUAUUUAUUUGUAACUGAUCUUGUUUUACGCUGUCGGUUCAUUUUCAUAUCACAUAUUUCCGUUUUGUACUACAUAUCAUUUAAUCUUCGUGUGUACCUGUUCAGCAGGUUAUUACAGCGAUCGACAGUUUGAUUGCAUCAAAAUAACGCCGUAAUAAUAUUCAGUUAGAUAAAAUAAUGCCGCUGGAUUAUAAUGCAGUCAAGAACCAGUUUAAGCAGACGUGGCUGACUACUCUCUUGAGUCUCGUUCUUUUUGCAGGUGUAACAUACUUUCUGUUAUGGGCAGAGAGCCAUACUAUCCAAAGCAGUUUGAUGCUGGAGGAGCUAGUGUCGUCAGCAGUAAGCAUUGAUGUGCACACUGCCAAUGAUGCAGCACGGUAUGAAGGUAGAGUUGUGCAUGUCGUUGGGCCUCUGCGGGUGUUGGAGCCCAUAUCCGAGCCUGACUACAACAUCCAAGUCCAGGCUGUAAAGCUAAGGAAAAGGGUCCAGAUGUAUCAAUGGAUUGAAGAAGCCACGGAACAAGAUAAUUUUCUCAGCGAACCAGCAGAGGAGUCACAGAAAACCUACUGGUAUCACAAAGACUGGAGAGACUAUGUGGUUGACUCCAACCUGUUCUACAUAAGGCCUGGUCAUCACAAUCCAACUUCUAUGCCGCUGUUCAGUGAGACACAUAUUGCUGAAAGUGUUAAAAUUGGCUGGUUAUCCUUAGGUGUAGAUGUAAAGAGAAAAGUGAAUGAUUACUACGAGAUCUGGUCAGACUCGCGGCCCGACCGCGCUGAUAUAAAGCUGCACUCUGGCUUCUACUACCACGGCGAGAGCGCGCUCCACCACGAGGUCGGCGACCUGCGCGUGCACUUCUCCUACGCCGGCCGGGAGGACGACAUCUAUACAGCCGUCGGGAUAGUGGAGAAUGGUGUGCUGCAGUCGUACAGCCCGGCGGGGUUCCCCGCCGCCGACCCCAUCUCGGUGCUCCGCAAGGGUUCGUUCAGCCUAAAGCAGCUGCACGAGCUGGAGAGCCGCGCCGCCAACGCCAACACCUGGAAAUACCGCGUGCUCGGCUUCGUGCAGGUGUUCGCCUCCGCCAUGACGCUGCACCCGGACUGGGUCACUCUGUUCUUGCAGUGGGCGUGGAUAUCGAGCAGCCUACGCCGCUGCACCAGGGUGUGGGUCAACCUGGUGCUGUCCUUCUCGUACACGCUGCUCGUCACUUCAAUCCCAUGGUUAGUGCAUAAACCUUCUUUUGGGGCUAUAAUGCUUGGUGGAGCCAUGCUUCCGAUACUACACUACUCUACUUUGCUUAACCGCCGCCCGUAAGGUCUAGCAAAGCUGAGUGAAGAAAAGCAAAUUGGUACAUGGAAUUGCCAUGUUUCAGUAACUUUACAGGUUGCUUAAGGUCAGUGGGCCACAAGGCAGCUGGAUAGUUGAAUUAAAUGUUGAAACAUAUUAAAUUUGUUAAGCCCGAGCCAUAUCCUCCUAAGGCCCAGCCAUACAAAUGUAAAACCCAAAAUAUGCCACUAAAAUUCGAACCUACAGUGUAGGAAAUAGAGUUGAUUUUGCAUUGUUGGAAAAUGGAACGGAACAAAGCAAAAGUGACUCUGGUCCAAUUGGAUAGGAUUUAAAUUUCAUCGAACUGGAGCGGUACUAUAGGUAGGACCUUGGGCCUCAGGACGAUAUAGCCAAAAUGUUUCACCUCAGCACGUAGUCGAAAUGUGUUGUUGAUAGCAAUAGGCUUAUGACACAGUUAUUCUUUAAAAUGCCGAUUUGUUAGAUUUGUUGCGAAAUAUAAAAUAUUGAGCGUGGGCCUCAGCGCGGGCCAGAGUGCUAAUUCAAUUCCGAACUGUUGCUCGUAAAAUUGACAGUUAAAUCACGUGUAAGCAACAUAAAGUUACUUAUUAUACUCUAGAGCAUAAAGUUAAAUCAUGUAUUACGACCCUUAAUUACUUAGCAAUAAAGUCCAAAUUCUGCCAUACAAACUGCCAUCCCUGGUGGCA
Molecule: messenger RNA, 2024 nt
Organism: Cydia fagiglandana
Lineage: Eukaryota; Metazoa; Arthropoda; Insecta; Lepidoptera; Tortricidae
Gene: Tmem43
Product: transmembrane protein 43 homolog
Exons: 8
Coding region: 211-1347 (378 amino acids)
Biological process (GO): nuclear membrane organization; lipid metabolic process
Cellular component (GO): nuclear envelope; nuclear inner membrane
Source: RefSeq, a predicted model, not a curated record